Dufourea novaeangliae is the source of this 959-nucleotide messenger RNA. RefSeq names its product grpE protein homolog 1, mitochondrial (gene Roe1). Gene Ontology annotation, biological process: protein import into mitochondrial matrix; protein folding. Gene Ontology annotation, cellular component: PAM complex, Tim23 associated import motor. Gene Ontology annotation, molecular function: adenyl-nucleotide exchange factor activity; protein-folding chaperone binding; protein homodimerization activity. The transcript has 4 exons. NCBI's taxonomy places the organism in Eukaryota, Metazoa, Arthropoda, Insecta, Hymenoptera, Halictidae. Bases 70 to 780 code for a protein of 236 amino acids. The record is from RefSeq and is a predicted model, not a curated record.
GAAAGCACGAGGAUCGCGACAGUUUCAUCAUUUACCUAUCACUUUUUUUCGCGAAAUUACAAAGAGGCUAUGGCAUCGAUCGUGGUACCGGUAGCACUGAGAUUCACUCGCAUCACGAUUGACAGUCUGCACAAUAUCAAUAAAAAUAUUUUAUUCAGUAGGUUAUCUCAACGAUCGUACAUUUCACGACGAAGACAAGAAUACAGUACAAUUAUAGAGGAAAAGAAGUCCGAUAAUGGUGAUCCACACUCUCCGCUAUCAGAGCUUACGGAAACCGAGAAGAAAUUGAAAUCCGACCUUGAACUCAUCAACAAAGAACUGACGGACCUUAGAAGUUACAAGAACGAGUUGGAAGACAAAUACAAAAGGGCACUCGCAGAUGGCGAAAAUCUUAGAGUUAGAUUAAUGAAACAGAUCGAUGACGCUAAACUGUUUGGCAUUCAAGGCUUCUGUAAAGAUCUCUUAGAAGUAGCAGACGUUUUAGGCAAAGCUACGGAAAGUGUACCGAAGGAUGAACUGAAUGACAAAAAUCCACAUUUAAAGACAUUGUACGAGGGUUUAAAGAUGACAGAAGCACAAAUGCACAAAGUAUUUAAGAAGCACGGUCUAGUCUCAUUAAAUCCAAUAAAUGAAAAGUUUGAUCCCAAUCAGCACGAAGCUUUGUUUCAACAGGAAGUUGAAGGUAAAGAAGCGGGAACGAUUGUAGUUGUAUCGAAAUUGGGAUACAAACUUCAUCAACGAGUAGUAAGACCAGCAUUAGUUGGUGUUGCUAAAGGAUAACUUACGAUUUUAUGUUAAUUAAUUUGAGAAAAAAACGGAUACAAUCCUUUAGAGGAUUUUAUAUCAUUGAUUCAAAUGUUGACUGGACCGUAAUAAUUGAAAGUGAAAUGUAAACUACAGAGUGUGAAUGCUAAAAAUUAAUACCAAAAGUAAGCAGAAUAUACAGAUUUCAUGAGAAA